CGCUGAAGUCACGACGAAUGCUGAUUAUAUCUGCAUAACGUUAAUCCAUUAUAACAAUAAAAAUGAACCAACAGUGCAAGGUGUGUGGCGAACCAGCGGCUGGCUUCCAUUUCGGUGCAUUCACCUGCGAGGGUUGCAAGUCUUUCUUCGGGCGCUCGUACAACAACUUGAACAGCAUCGCCGAUUGCAAGAAUGACGGCAAGUGCGUGAUAAAUAAGAAGAAUCGCACCGCGUGUAAAUCUUGCCGCUUAAGGAAAUGUAUCUUCGUCGGCAUGUCUAAAUCUGGCUCGCGAUACGGUCGCAGGUCGAACUGGUUCAAAAUCCACUGUCUAUUACAACAGCAACAGCAACAAGAACAACAGCAGCAGCUAGAGCAACAUCAGAUGCAACAGCAACAGCCACUGCAACAGCGUCAGCAGCAUCAGCAGCAACACUAUCAACCGGCUAUUCUUAUGUCGCACCAACUGUCGCAACAGCAACGUAAUCCAACGAGUUCGCCUAUCCAUGGCAUUCAUGGUAAUCAGUGUAGGGACGAAACCUUGAUGAUGAACGCGGACGACUACAAAAACUCCAACUCGCCUAACAUAAGUUCGCCCGAGUCCCACAAUAGCGACAGUUCCGUCGAUGUCUCUGAAAGGAGAGCGGCCUUCGCCGGACAUCCCGGUAUCCGACCGCUUCCGCACUUGCCACCAGUUGAUUUGUCUGCGCUGAGUCUGCCAUUAGGCUUUCCUCUCAGCGGUAUGUCUCUUUUGCCGUCGCCCUUCAUACCACCACCUAGCAUCGCCAUAUUUCCACCCUACGCUCACGUAUAUGCGACGUCACACAACACACCCCAUCAUCUCAUGGCGAAUCAUCCGUCCAGUAUACCACAACGUUCGCCAGUGACUACGAGCGAUGAAAACGAUGAACCCACAACUGCCACGACGUCGACCGUGACAACGACCACAGCUACGACGACCGCGUUAAGAAUCUCAACGUCGUUAGCCUAUAACAAAGACUCUUACGAAAAAAAUAACAAUAACGACCGAUUCUGCUUAGAUAUGGUCUUAAAGAGCGAGCAAACGUCGGAGAGACCGCGGAAGGGAAUGCGUUCCGAAGAUAACUCAACCGAGUGCAGUCCGGAACGGGAAAUCACUUGUUCACCACCGCAAGAUAAUCCGAUGGAUCUUUCCAUGAAAACCGUCGCGACACCCGAUCGUUUACAAAAGGAAAUAGACGAUGAAAUAGAUAAUGCCAGUGAUGCAGAAAACUCAGCUGCAAAAAAACCCAUAGAUUUAACGACAAGAUCCUAAGAUCUGAUUAUAAUUCAAAAGAAUGAGGUGAUUGAGAUGAAACAAGGAUGUUCUUCUUUCUUCUCUAAUGGACAUCUGUUCCUAUUGGGACAAAGUGUAUCACGCUUUAUUUAAAUUUACUCACCUAUAAUUGUUCUUCAGUUUUAUUUUAUUUCAA
Molecule: messenger RNA, 1449 nt
Organism: Mycetomoellerius zeteki
Lineage: Eukaryota; Metazoa; Arthropoda; Insecta; Hymenoptera; Formicidae
Product: knirps-related protein
Exons: 3
Coding region: 63-1292 (409 amino acids)
Biological process (GO): regulation of DNA-templated transcription
Molecular function (GO): sequence-specific DNA binding; zinc ion binding; DNA-binding transcription factor activity
Source: RefSeq, a predicted model, not a curated record